AAUUAAAAGGUCGGAUCAACGUACGAGUCGUGAGGAGAAGGGAGUUCUAAAAUCUUAAGUUAUGUCCAUUAUCUAUCAAAAUGAUUUUGAUGGUAUCGCACUGUUCUUUUGUUUCCACGAGUGGCUCUUAAUCUUCGACUACUUUUGAUCUCUCACAUGAUUGGAUUUCGAUUUUAAAUAUCAUUUCUAUCUUCGUUAGGCAAUUCAGCAUUAAAAAUCCAACAUUUUCGAUAAAACUCCACAGAAUUUCACCGGAGAAGCAAAAUGGUUGCCGUCGGCAAAGUGAACCUCACGCCUGUCUCCAAACUUGACGAUGCCUUCGACAGAGCAUCCGAACUGAAAGCUUUCGAUGAUACUAAGGCCGGCGUCAAAGGCCUAGUCGACGCCGGGGUUGUCGAGAUCCCAAGAAUAUUCUACCGCCCACCCAAAAUGGACGAUUCCAGUUCCGUCGAGACCCAUCUCGGCGUUCCGGUGGUGGAUCUCGAAGACGUCGACAAAGACCCCUUCAAACGCAGAGAGAUUGUGGAUAAAAUCAGGGAAGCUUCAGAGACGUGGGGCUUUUUUCAAGCUGUAAACCAUGGAGUUCCGGCGAGGCUUCAAGAGGAGGUCAUCAAUGGGGUGCGUCGAUUUCACGAGCUAGACAGUGAAGUGAAGAAACAAUAUUAUACAAGAGAGACCACGGCGCCGUUUGUUUACAAUUGUAAUUUCGAUCUGUUCAGCGCACCGGCGGCCAAUUGGAGGGACACUUUCUUUACUUUCAUGGCCCCUGUUUCUCCCUGCUCGCAGGACCUGCCUGAAGUUUGCAGGGACAUCUUGGUUGAUUAUUCGAAAGAAAUAGCGAAGCUUGGGGAAUUAAUAUUUGAGUUGCUUUCGGAGGCUCUUGGUUUGAAAUCGACCCAUCUUCUUGACUUGGACUGCAACGAGGGACUAGCUCUUGUGUGCCACUAUUAUCCGCCAUGUCCUCAGCCUGAACUCACCAUUGGGGCCACCGAGCACUCCGACGAUACCUUCAUCACCAUCCUGCUGCAAGACCAUAUCGGAGGUCUUCAAGUGCUUCAACACAACAAAUGGGUGGAUAUUCCUCCUGUUCCGGGAGCCCUCGUCGUCAAUGUUGGCAGCUUAUUACAGCUGGUAACGAAUGACCGAUUCGUGAGCUCGGAGCACAGGGUGUUGGCGAAUAGCGAGGGUCAUCCGCGAGUAUCAGUGGCAAGUUUCUUCUCCACCGGGCCUCUUCCGACCUCCAAACGUUAUAGACCCAUCGAAGAACUGUUGUCGGAAGAAAAUCGUGCCAAGUACAGAGACAUAACGGUUAGGGAAUACAAUCUCUACUAUGCAGAAAAAGGGUUGGAUGGGACCUCUGCUCUCCCACAUUUCAGGCUUUGAUUACAUACUCAUUCAAAUUACCUAUAAGCUUGUGUUGUUUAUGAUACAAUCUUCUUCCCAAUUGGCUAUUAGGCCUAAACAUUAUGAAAAAUUGGCUAAAAAAGUAUUUACGAGUAAUGUCAUCCUUAUGAACAAGUGA
This is a messenger RNA of Cucurbita pepo subsp. pepo (vegetable marrow), 1522 nucleotides long. Its product is annotated as 1-aminocyclopropane-1-carboxylate oxidase homolog 1. The record is from RefSeq and is a predicted model, not a curated record. Lineage: Eukaryota; Viridiplantae; Streptophyta; Magnoliopsida; Cucurbitales; Cucurbitaceae.